This is a messenger RNA of Racocetra persica, 467 nucleotides long. The record is from the annotation of a GenBank genome assembly. NCBI's taxonomy places the organism in Eukaryota, Fungi, Glomeromycota, Glomeromycetes, Diversisporales, Gigasporaceae.
ACCAAACUAUUAAAAAUGAUUUUAUGCCAGACCUUGGCUAUGAAAUUGUGGAUUUCCAAUACGAUACGUGGCAAAUCAGAAAUUGGACAAAUUUAAAAGAGAUGAUAGCAGGCCCCGAAUUUGAAGCUGGAGGUUGGAAAUGGCGCAUUUUGCUUUUCCCUUAUGGAAACUAUAAUUCAAAUGUUGUUUCAAUUUAUUUGGAAAUUGAUGAUCCAAAAGGAGCACCUGUCGGUUGGCAUUGCUGUGCACAAUUUGCUUUGGCAUUAUGGAACCCAGAAGACCGAACAUCCUAUGUUGGUAAAAGUGGGCAUCAUCGUUUCACUGCUGAAGAACCAUAUAGUGGAGUUACGCGGUUUUGCGAACAAAAUAAGCUGUUUGUCCCAUCAGAUAAUCGUCUUCGUCCGUUAAUAGAAAAUGAUACCUGUAAUAUUACAGCCUUUGUUCGCAUUAUAAAGGACCCAACUGGU